AUGCGCGGCCGAGGGAACGCGCGCAGCUCGCUGGUCCAGGCAGUGAGCUUGCGCCUGUCGACCUGGCACCCGUGCCUGGAUAUGGGGCAUCUACAUCGUCCCAGAAGCAGCACCAGCCACAGGAACCUGCCGCAGGUUUUUCUGCUUUUCCUCUUCGUGGGACCGUUCAACUGCCUGGCGAGUUACAGCCGUGCCACCGAGCUUCUGUACAGUCUAAAUGAGGGACUGCCCGCGGGCGUGCUCAUAGGCAGCCUGGCCGAAGACCUAAGGCUGCUGCCCCGGGCUUCUGGGAGGCAGAGCCAGCAGUUGCUGCACCCUGAGCGCACGGCCACGGAGGGGAACCCCCCUCUCUCUUUCAGCUUGGCCUCUGGAGGACUGAGUGGCCAGUAUGUGACCCUAGACAACCGCUCUGGGGAGCUGCACACUUCUGCACAGGAGAUCGACAGAGAAGCACUGUGUCUCGAUGGGGGCGGAGGGGCUGCCUGGGGCGGCAGUACCUCCAUAGCCUCCUCUCCUUCCUCUGACUCUUGCCUUUUGCUUCUGGAUGUACUGGUCCUGCCUCAGGAAUAUUUUAGGUUUGUGAAGGUGAAAAUUGCCAUCAGGGAUAUCAAUGACAAUGCUCCACAGUUCCCAAUUUCUGAAAUCUCGGUUUGGGUCCCGGAAAAUUCACCUGUAAACACCCGAUUGGCAAUAGAGCACCCGGCCGUGGACCCUGAUGUCGGCAUUAAUGGGGUGCAAACCUAUCGUUUACUGGACUACCAUGGCACGUUUACCCUGGACGUGGAGGAGAAUGAGAAUGGGGAACGAACCCCCUACCUGAUUGUCAUGGGUGCUUUGGACAGAGAAACCCAGGACCAGUAUGUGAGCAUCAUCAUAGCUGAAGAUGGUGGGUCUCCACCACUGCUGGGCAGUGCCACUCUCACCAUUGGCAUAAGUGAUAUUAAUGACAACUGUCCUGUCUUUAUAGACUCACAAAUUAAUGUCACCGUUUAUGGAAAUGCUACAGUGGGCACCCCCAUUGCAACUGUCCAGGCUGUAGACAGAGACUUGGGGACCAAUGCACAGAUUGCAUAUAGUUACAGCCAGAAAGUUCCACAAGAAUCCAAGGAUUUAUUCCACCUGGAUGAGACUACUGGAGUCAUUACGCUUUUCAGUAAGAUUGGUGGGAAUGUUCUACAGACACACAAGCUCACCAUCCUUGCUAAUGGACCAGGCUGUAUCCCUGCAGUGAUCACUGCUCUUGUGUCCAUCAUUAAAGUCGUUUUCAGACCCCCAGAAAUUGUCCCACGAUAUAUUGCAAAUGAGAAGGAUGGGGUUGUAUAUCUGAAAGAACUGGAGCCUGUUAACACUCCAAUUGCAUUUUUCACCAUAAGAGAUCCAGAAGGUAAAUACAAGAUUAACUGCUACCUGGACGGUGAAGGGCCAUUUAGGCUAGCACCCUACAAGCCGUACAGCAAUGAAUAUUUGUUGGAGACCACAAAACCUAUGGACUAUGAGCAGCAGCAAUUCUAUGAAAUAGCUGUUGUGGCCUGGAACUCAGAAGGGUUUCACGACAAGAGAAUCAUUAAAGUACAACUUUUAGACGACAAUGACAAUGCUCCUGUUUUCCUUCAACCUUUGAUAGAACUGACUAUUGAAGAAAACAAUGCACCCAAUGCCUUUCUAACGAAGCUCUAUGCUACAGAUGCAGAUAGUGGAGAGAGGGGUCAAGUUUCCUAUUUCCUGGGACCAGAUGCACCAUCAUAUUUUUCCUUAGACAAUGUCACAGGGAUUCUGACAGUUUCUACUCAGCUGGACAGAGAAGAGAAAGAAAAGUAUAGGUACACUGUCCGUGCUGUGGACUGUGGGAAGCCACCCAGAGAAUCCGUGGCUACAGUGGCUCUCACUGUGUUGGAUAAAAAUGACAACAGUCCUAGAUUCAUCAACAAGGACUUCAGCUUUUUUGUGCCAGAAAACUUUCCAGGAUAUGGUGAAAUUGGAGUCAUUAGUGUAACCGAUGCUGACGCUGGGAGGAAUGGAUGGGUAGCCCUCUCAGUGGUAAACCAGAGUGACAUUUUUGUCAUAGAUACAGGCAAGGGCAUGCUGAGAGCUAAAGUGUCUUUAGACAGAGAGCAGCAAAGCUCCUACACUCUGUGGGUGGAAGCUGUUGAUGGGGGUGAGCCUGCCCUUUCUUCUACCACAAAAAUCACGAUUCUCCUUCUGGACAUCAAUGAUAACCCUCCCCUUGUCUUAUUUCCUCAAUCGAAUAUGUCUUAUUUGUUGGUCCUACCCUCUACUCUCCCUGGCUCACCAGUAACAGAGGUUUAUGCUGUUGACAAAGACACUGGCAUGAAUGCUGUCAUAGCUUACAGCAUCAUAGGGAGAAGAGGUCCCCGGCCUGAGUCCUUCAGGAUUGACCCUAAAACUGGCAACAUAACUCUUGAAGAAGCUUUGCUGCAGACGGACUAUGGACUGCAUCGCUUGCUGGUAAAAGUGAGUGACCAUGGCUACCCUGAACCUCUGCAUUCCACUGUCAUGGUGAACCUAUUUGUCAAUGACACUGUCAGUAAUGAGAGCUAUAUUGAGAGUCUCUUAAGAAAAGAACCAGAGAUUAAUAUAGAAGAGAAAGAACCACAAAUCUCAAUAGAACCAACUCAUAGGAAGGUAGAAUCUGUGUCCUGUAUGCCCACAUUAGUAGCUCUGUCUGUCAUAAGCCUGGGCUCCAUCACACUAGUCACAGGGAUGGGGAUAUAUAUCUGCUUACGGAGAGGUAAAAAGCAUCCCAGGGAAAAUGAAAAUUUGGAAGUACAAAUUCCACUGAAAGGAACAAUUGACUUGUGUAUGAGAGAGAGAAAACCAAUGGAUAUUUCUAAUAUUUGA
Molecule: messenger RNA, 2859 nt
Organism: Cricetulus griseus (Chinese hamster)
Lineage: Eukaryota; Metazoa; Chordata; Mammalia; Rodentia; Cricetidae
Source: RefSeq, a predicted model, not a curated record